Fragaria vesca subsp. vesca is the source of this 2207-nucleotide messenger RNA. Its product is annotated as ABC transporter G family member 22-like. The transcript is spliced from 12 exons. Gene Ontology annotation, cellular component: membrane. The record is from RefSeq and is a predicted model, not a curated record. Gene Ontology annotation, molecular function: ATP hydrolysis activity; ATP binding; ABC-type transporter activity. Lineage: Eukaryota; Viridiplantae; Streptophyta; Magnoliopsida; Rosales; Rosaceae. The coding region runs from base 30 to 2207 and encodes 725 amino acids.
UUGCUAGCUCUCAACUAUAUAUAGCAGGCAUGGAGAUGGGAAGGGAUCUUAAGUUGGACUCUGGCUCUGCUGGAAUAUUGCGGAAACUUAGAAGGAGAAGUUUCGAAAAGAAUUCGGAAUCGCUAAGUAUUGGAAAAGGGAUUCAGAAAACACAGUCCUUAGGUUCGCAACCAUUAGACAAUAUUGAUGAAGGACUUACUAAUAUUGUUGGGUUUGAGAUGAAAUCAGCUUCCGUUCGCAGCAAGGCUUCCAGCAACAAUGGGUUGCUAUGUUAUUCGUUUUCUCUUGAUGCAGGAGAAAUCUCAGAUCAUAUUGCCUUGAGAAUACAGAGCCAGAGUCCAACGCCAAACACUGUUUCAAGAGUUCAAUCUACAGCAAGAGAAGAAGAACAUAGGGAUGAAGACGAAGGGAGAAGUAGACUAUAUGUAGAACCCACCUUACCAAUUUAUCUAAAGUUCCAAGAUGUAAAAUAUAAGGUAGCUGCAAUGGGUGUAAAGAGCUCAGUUCCAAGCUGCAUACUCCAAGGAAUCACUGGCUCAGUGCAACCCGGGGAGGUUCUUGCCCUAAUGGGACCAUCAGGAGGGGGCAAAACAACUUUACUAAAUCUCCUCAGCGGGCGCACGAAACUCAACAGCGGUUCUAUCACUUACAAUGACCAACCAUACACCAAGUCUCUAAAACACAGGAUUGGAUAUGUAAUGCAAGAUGAUCUACUGUUCCCUCACCUCACAGUCAAAGAAACUCUAACUUAUGCUGCACUGCUCCGUCUGCCCAUUUCCUUAACCAAAACUCAGAAAAAAGAAAGAGCCAUGCAUGUGAUCCAUGAGCUAGGUCUGGAAAGGUGCCAAGACACAGUAAUCGGUGGAAUAUUGGUUAGAGGAGUUUCAGGUGGUGAAAGAAAAAGAGUGUGCAUAGGCAACGAAAUUCUGCUCAACCCAUCACUUCUGUUUCUAGACGAACCAACAUCUGGUCUUGAUUCAACUGCUGCAUUUCGAAUACUUCAGAUGCUACAAAUUAUUGCAGAGGCUGGGAAAACAGUGGUGACUACUAUACAUCAGCCAUCAAGUAGAAUCUUUAGCAAGUUUGACAAACUUAUACUCUUGGGUAGAGGAAGCUCCUUGUACUUCGGAAAAGCCUCCGAAGCAAUGAUGUACUUCUCCUCCAUUGGUUGUGCUCCACUGAUAGCUAUGAAUCCAGCAGAGUUUCUUAUUGAUCUUGCAAAUGGUAACACAAAUGACAAAUCACUUCCAACUGAAUGGGAGGAUGGAGGGCCUUCUGUCCAUGAGUUUCUAGUUUCGGCCAAUCAAGACAGACUUUCAAAAAUGGCGUACAGAAGUCAUCAAAACUCUGUACUACUGCUUCAUCAUGGUGAGCAUCAGAAGCAGGGGAGGUCAUAUUCAAAGGAAUCAAAGGCUACUUGGUGGGAACAGUUUUCAAUUCUUUUCCGUAGGGGACUAAAGGAGAGACGCCAUGAGUACUUCUGCUGGAUGCGUAUUAUUCAAGUUAUAUCGACUGCUAUCAUCAUAGGACUCCUGUGGUGGCACUCUAAUGCUUCAUCCGCGAAACAACUUCAUGAUCAGGCAGGGCUAUUGUUCUUCAUUUCAGUAUUCUGGGCCUUCUUUCCUUUAUUCACUGCAAUUUUCACAUUUCCACAAGAAAGAGCAAUAGUAGCUAAAGAGAGAUCAGUGGAGAUGUACAAACUGAGCUCUUACUUUUUAGCUAGAAACAUUAGUGAUCUACCUCUGGAUCUCCUGCUUCCUGUAGUGUUUCUAGUGAUAGUUUAUAUGAUGGUGGGAUUGAAGCGAACUUAUGCUGCAUUUUUUGAAACAAUGCUCACAAUUUUCCUCAGCAUUGUAGCCGCUCAGGGCCUGGGACUAAGCAUUGGUGCAGCUUUUAUUGAUAUAAAGAAGGCAACCACAUUUGCUUCCGUUAUUGUUAUGACCUUCAUGUUGUCUGGUGGAUUUUUUAUCCAGAAAGUUCCAGCAGUUAUUUCAUGGGUACGCUAUAUCUCGUUCAACUAUCACACAUACAGGCUACUGCUGAAAAUUCAGUAUGCUGGAUAUGAAUCUUGUGAAUCUCCCUUCAUCAAAGAAUUGAGACUUGAUUCAGGGGGAAUGGAAGUGGGAGCUAUGAUGAUAAUGAUCAUUGGGUACAGGUUGCUGGCCUAUUUAUUACUCAGAACAAUGAAGCUCAGGACAAUGAUAUAG